Molecule: messenger RNA, 814 nt
Organism: Hippocampus zosterae (dwarf seahorse)
Lineage: Eukaryota; Metazoa; Chordata; Actinopteri; Syngnathiformes; Syngnathidae
Product: histone-lysine N-methyltransferase, H3 lysine-79 specific-like
Exons: 7
Coding region: 1-795 (264 amino acids)
Biological process (GO): DNA repair; DNA damage checkpoint signaling; regulation of transcription regulatory region DNA binding
Cellular component (GO): nucleus
Molecular function (GO): histone H3K79 methyltransferase activity
Source: RefSeq, a predicted model, not a curated record
AUGAAACGCCCCGCCGAAGAGGAAGAGGCAGCUCGACGACGUCAGCAGAAAGAUUUUAAGGACAGCAAAAGCAAUAGCACCACACCCACCAAAACCAAGGAGCAAAACAAGUACCUGUAUUCGGUGCUCCAGCAGGAUUCCUGUGGGGAGGAAGAGUAUCGCCUCCCAUUGGUGAGUGUGGUCAAGCCUGCCGCCAAGUCCCGCCAAACCAAACUCUUGGCCAAGGGUCGCAAGCUGAACAACAAAAAGAGGGGUCGACCCAAGAAGGCGGCGCCGGCUAGCGACAAGAAGAAGAAUCAGAGCGCGUUGGAUUUGCUGCAUGCCAAGACCCUUUCUGCAGCGCCCCCUCAGGAUCAGAGGAAUAUGCAGUGCUAUGCAUACCGGCAACCGCGGAGUCCCUUUUACCAACUACCUUCUAAGGUCCAGCACUACCCAGCCAAUCAACUGCUGCUGAGCCCAACCCCUCCGGGUCUGCAACAACUGCUAGACAAUAUCAAAGUUCAAUACCUCCAGUUUAUGGCCUACAUGAAGACUUCUCACUACCAAUCCAAUCUACAGCAGCUUUUAGAGCAGGAGAAGCAAAAACACAGGGAUUUGUCCAUGCAGGCAGAGCAGCUCCAUUCCAUCUGUCAGUCUCAGAAGGACAAGAUCAAAGGUCUCUUUCAGACCAAACUGGAUGAGCUGGGAGUGAAAGCUCUCACUGUGGAGGACCUGCUGCAGGCCCAGAAGGAGAUAUCGUCCCACAACCAUCAAUUGAAAGAGCAGACCAAACAGCUUGAGAGAGUCAUGGCUUAACUUCGAGAUCACAGCCUGC